CUAACACAUGGAAUGAAAAAUACAAUUCGUUACAAAAAACACCUGUUUGGAAAGGAAGGAAUACUGGCUCUACUGUGGAAAUGCCUUUCAGAAAUUCAAAACGAAGUCGGCUAUUUUCUGAUGAAGAUGACAGACAAAUAAAUACGAGAUCACCUAAAAGAAACCAAAGGGUUGCAAUGGUCCCACAGAAAUUUACAGCAACAAUGUCAACACCAGAUAAGAAAGCCUCACAGAAGAUUGGUUUUCGAUUACGUAAUCUCCUCAAGCUUCCCAAAGCACAUAAAUGGUGCAUAUAUGAAUGGUUCUACUCAAAUAUAGAUAAGCCACUAUUUGAAGGUGAUAAUGACUUUUGUGUAUGUUUAAAGGAAUCCUUUCCUAAUUUGAAAACAAGGAAGUUAACAAGAGUAGAAUGGGGAAAAAUCAGGCGACUUAUGGGAAAACCACGGAGAUGUUCUCCUGCAUUUUUUGAUGAAGAGAGAUCAGCGUUAAAACAGAAACGGCAGAAAAUAAGGCUUUUACAACAAAGGAAAGUUGCAGAUGUUUCACAGUUCAAAGAUCUCCCAGAUGAAAUUCCGUUACCUCUGGUUAUUGGAACCAAAGUUACAGCACGAUUACGUGGUGCUCAUGAUGGUCUGUUCACUGGACAAAUAGAUGCUGUGGAUACUCUUAAUGCUACCUAUAGAGUAACUUUUGAUAGGACAGGGCUUGGAACCCAUACCAUCCCUGACUAUGAAGUUCUGAGUAAUGAGCCCCAUGAAACAAUGCCAAUUACUGCCUUUGGACAAAAACAACGGCCUUCUAGAUAUUUUAUGACUCCACCACGGUUACAUUAUACUCCUCCUCUCCAGUCACCAAUCACAGAUAAUGACCCUUUAUUAGGACAGUCACCGUGGAGAAGUAAAGUAUCUGGCUCUGACACUGAAACUCUAGGUGGUUUUCCAGUAGAAUUCCUUAUCCAAGUGACCAGAUUAUCAAAGAUUUUAAUGAUUAAAAAGGAGCAUAUUAAGAAAUUAAGAGAAAUGAAUACAGAAGCAGAAAAAUUGAAAUCGUAUUCUAUGCCCAUUGGCAUUGAAUUUCAGCGAAGAUAUGCAACAAUUGUUUUAGAACUUGAACAGCUGAACAAAGACCUUAACAAAGUCUUACAUAAAGUUCAACAGUACUGUUAUGAGCUUGCUCCAGACCAGGGCCUUCAGCCUGCAGAUCAGCCAACAGACAUGAGACGAAGAUGUGAGGAAGAAGCACAGGAAAUUGUUCGGCAUGCAAAUUCCUCAACAGGACAGCCCUGUGUUGAAAAUGAAAAUCUUACAGACUUAAUAUCCAGGCUCACAGCUAUUUUAUUACAAAUUAAGUGUCUAGCAGAAGGAGGAGACCUGAAUUCCUUUGAAUUCAAAUCACUUACAGAUUCAUUAAAUGAUAUCAAGAAUACAAUAGAUGCUUCUAAUAUCAGUUGUUUUCAGAAUAAUGUAGAAAUCCAUGUUGCACACAUUCAGAGCGGCCUGAGCCAGAUGGGAAACUUACAUGCCUUUGCAGCAAAUAAUACCAACAGAGACUGAGUCGAAGAUUCCAUUACUCAACUGCAGAGGACAUUGUUUUUGAAAAGUUCCUUUCCUUUAUAUAGGCUUCCAACACCAAAUAACCUACCUUCUGGAAAACAAGAGAAAUAUAAAUCUUCAAAUAAGGCAUUUUAACAUACUGUACUGCUUCUUAAACCAGCAUUGCUGACCAGCAUUAUAUUUAUUUUCUUUUAUUAUUCAGCUGUAUUAGCAUUGCUUACGUCACAUGUUUAUUAGCAAGUAUUUUAAAACAGAAAAUGUCUAAAUGUAAUAGGAUUUCACAGAAGACUGUUGACUUUUUCUUUGUGCAUGAAUCGAACACUUGCAGAUAACUACUGAAAUUGAGACUAUGAAGAAACAUGGCCUUUGUGUUCAUAUGUGCAACAAUGUGAAAAUAUCUAGAAAAUCACAAUUCCAGAUUCUUUAGUUGUUCACAAUCUCAGUCUUCAAAAGAUAACAUUCUAAGAUACAAGAAGUCCUAGUUGUAAGGAAGCCUCUGGAAUAUAGAUAGGAAAUAUGGACUUAACAAGUAUAUGUGAUAUAUACUUGCAGUGUGACAUGGUUUUAUAGAUCAUUUUAUAAUAUUUUAAUUUAUCAUAAUUUAUAAAGAAACCUUUGUUGUUUGUCUGUUGAAA
This is a messenger RNA of Suncus etruscus (white-toothed pygmy shrew), 2188 nucleotides long. RefSeq names its product lin-9 DREAM MuvB core complex component (gene LIN9). The transcript has 13 exons. Gene Ontology annotation, molecular function: DNA binding. The record is from RefSeq and is a predicted model, not a curated record. Lineage: Eukaryota; Metazoa; Chordata; Mammalia; Eulipotyphla; Soricidae. Gene Ontology annotation, cellular component: nucleoplasm; transcription repressor complex. Bases 81 to 1553 code for a protein of 490 amino acids. Gene Ontology annotation, biological process: regulation of transcription by RNA polymerase II; regulation of cell cycle; DNA-templated transcription.